CUUGAUCUUUGCGAUAACAACUUACGCCAUGGGAACAAAGUUCUUAGCUCUGGUUUUGUCUCUCUGUCUUGUUCUCUCAAGCUUCUAUGAAGUUUCUUGUCAGGAUGAAGGAACUACAGGUUUGAAUUUAGAUCUAAUCGACCGUGAAUACCAAGAUAAUGUCAAGUCUCUCCAAGGCAACGAAGGAGAAGAUCAAUCUGGUGGUCAGAAAAACAGUACAGUGACGGUUAAUAAGACUAUUUCUCUGUCUCUAUCAGAAGAAUCCGUGGAAACUCUUAAAGAUUCUGCUGAUACCUCGUCUCAGUUAGGAGCUGUUACUGAUGAAGUCGUUACACCUUCCAGUAUGUUGGACCAUAUCGAACUUGAGUUCCAAGCACAUAUCGAUGAACUUGAAAAGGCUGGAUCUGACGGUAUCAACAAAGUUGAUGAAUCCAAGGAUGAUGAAGAACUAGUUUUAGCUGCUCAGAGGAAGAAAAUGAUGGAGGAGAUUGAACGCGAGUUUGAAGCUGCUGUAGCUGGAUUUGAAAAACUCAAGAUUGACGGUUCCACUCAAGGAAUAGAUGAUGAACAAUCUGCAAUGAGACAAAGCAUGAUUGACGAGAUUGAACGUGAUUUUGAAGCUGCUACAAAAGGUCUUGAACAACUAAAGGCUGAUGAUUUAACUGGUGUCAGCGAUGCAGAACAUGCUGCAAAGAGACAGAAGAUGCUAGAAGAGAUCGAAAGAGAGUUUGAAGAAGCUACAAAAGGUCUUGAAGAACUAAGGCACUCCACUUCAAGCACGGAUGAUGAAUCACACUCUGCAACUAGAACAAGCAUGCUAGAUGAGAUUGAGCGUGAGUUUGAAGCUGCUACAAGUGGUCUUAAACAGCUAAAGAUUAAUGCUCACACUGUCCAAGAUGAUGACAAAGAACAAGCUGCCAGGAGACAGAGUAUGCUAGAUGCAAUUGAACGUGAGUUUGAAGCCGUUACCGAUAGCUUUAAACAGCUUGAUGAUCUCGCUGAUAACAAAGAUGAGGGAGACCAAUCUGCAAAGAGGCAAAGUAUGUUGGAUGAGAUUGAGCGUGAAUUUGAAGCUGCUACAAGUAGUCUUAAGAAACUAAACCUUGAAGAUUCCACUGAAGGAGAUAGUGAAGAAAAUGCAAGGAGAAAUAGCAUGCUUGAAGCUAUCGAACUCGAGUUUGAAGCUGCUACAAAAGGUCUUGGAGAGGGAAAGGCUAGUGAUUCAACUCAAGGCAAGGAUCAUGAUGAACACUCUGCAAGUAGAAAAAGUAUGCUUGAUGCUAUUGAACGCGAGUUUGAAGCUGCAACUAAGGGCCAUGUAGAAAAGACUUAUAAAGAUCAAGCUGAAACUCAGAGAAGCAGCAUGUUGGAAGAAAUCGAACGCGAAUAUGAAGCAGCUGCAAGUGCAAAGGCUUCUGGAAAAUACUCAGCAGCUGCAAAGAGUUCAUCAACCAUAAGUACAGUUCAGAAAACUUCUGGUGGAUCCAACUCUGGCUUUAGCGGUCUUCUAAAGUCUACAGAUGGUGUGUGUGGUUGUUUUAACAAAGGCACAGAUGGUCUUAAGAUUGACACAGAUUGUUCAAUUAACAUAGGGGAGAUACUCGCUGAAGAAUCAAACUUCCAGGGAUCAGAGAGCUCUAGCCUCACAACUUCACUGAACAAUCUCUUUCACACCCAUAGACAAGAAACAACCUCAAAGGUAGGCAAAGUCCUUGGCUCAUCUUUAACAGUCACUUCCACCGAAAGCGAAUCAUCCGCUACAUCGGAGAACAUAGACAGCUUAAAGGAAACCCUAAAGAAGCUACGCGGUCUAAGCGCACGUGACCUUGUAAACCAUCCCAACUUCGACGAGAUCAUAGAAGCCGGUACGCGUUACGAGGUACUCAGCUCAGCUUCAAUAGGUUACAUCUCUUUGCUAGCCAAAUACAAAACCGUCAUUAAAGAAGGACUCGAGGCUUCACAGAGAGUCCACAUCGCUCAAACCCGCGCCAAGCUUCUCAAAGAAACCGCCAUGGAGAAGCAGAGAUCCGUGGACGCCGAGUUCGCAUUCGCCAAGACACUUGCCCAUCAGGGAGACGCGUUGUCUAUCAAAAUCUUUGCGAUCAAGAAACUGUUGGUUAAGCUUGAAGCAGAGAAACUGAACGUUGAUCUAAAGUUUAAAUCUACAGAGACCAAUCUAGCAAGACUUCUUAAGGAGGCUUCUCAUGCUUAUGAAGAGUAUCAUGUGGCUGUGCGUAAGGCGAAGGACGAACAAGCUGCUGAGGAGUUCGCUCUUGAGACGACCAAGAGAGCUGAACAUAUUUGGGUUCAGUUUCUUAGUUCACUUAAUUGAACUAAUGAGGUUGUUGAUUGUGGUUAAGACAUGUGUUCAACUAGUUGUGGUUCUUGUCUUGUUUUUCUUGGUCUUGUUUUGUUACAGACUUUGUUUGUUGGUUAUAUCAGGUGAGAGAGGUUGAGUCUGUUCAUAGAU
This is a messenger RNA of Brassica oleracea var. oleracea, 2470 nucleotides long. Its product is annotated as TSA1-like protein. The record is from RefSeq and is a predicted model, not a curated record. The coding region runs from base 29 to 2332 and encodes 767 amino acids. NCBI's taxonomy places the organism in Eukaryota, Viridiplantae, Streptophyta, Magnoliopsida, Brassicales, Brassicaceae. The transcript is spliced from 27 exons.